CACUUGGAGUGCUGUCGGUUAGUAUCACUACCUUUACUUGUUUCACUUUACUAAUGUCAACGCCAUAACAUUAGCAGGUUUUCAACCCUCUGUAGCUCCCCGGCUAUUAAGUUAGCUCCGUGUAGCCUCCCAUGAGAGUAACCGGCUGCGACGUUUUAGCGACAGAAUGCCUCGCAGAAAGAAAAGCAGUCAGAGCCCGGCAAGAGGUCCUGGCGGGCCCGGGUCAGAAGAGGGAAGCCUCGGCUACAACACGGGCAACAUACUCCCGCGCGGUCAUGACAGGGGCACCAGGGAGCAUAUCGCUGAAAGCAUGCAGGAGAUGUUCUCACACCUGGACCCAGAAGUUAUUUACAUCGUGCUGUCCGAGUGUGACUUUAAAGUUGAAAAUGCAAUGGACUCCCUCUUGCAGCUGUCUGAGGCUGCUGAAGUUGUAGCCCCUAUUCCCUCUCCCAUCUCUGGCUUUGAUCGUACUGCUGCAGCCCUCCUCAGUGCACCACACCUCCAUAAACCAAGACCAGACCCAGACUCCUCCAGACCAUCACAGCAGCCUCCUUCUUCUCCUCCCUUGGUUAACUUGCUGACUGAUGAGCUGGACAUUCUAGUUGAUCAGGAGAUGGAGACACUUAAUGCAACGCAUGGCGUUAUGGAAGAGCACCACAGCGGCAAGUAUGUUUCUGCUGGUGUACCGCUUUCAUCUUUUCCUCCACCAUCUUUUCUACAGCAGCCUCUUCCCGAGCUUCUUCAGUCCAGCCUGACACCCAGAUCGACAGGGUUCUCGGCCGAGCAGCCAUGUGCAGAAAGAAGUGUGGAAGAGUCUGCUCCGUCUGCAGUUAACCAGCUCAGCCACGUUGGAACUGUUGAGAAGCAGAAGUUAGAGGUGGAUUUCACACAUCUGAUGACACCAAUGCCAGCAGACAAGCUAAAUCCUCCUUUGGACUUGGCAGCUUCGGGUCGUCCCUCAGCUUUCCAGGUGUAUAAAAAACAAGACCUGUCACAUAGUUUGCCAGAGACUGCAGGGGUUUUGCCCUCUGAUGUGAUAGUUGGAGGAGCGAGAUCUAAGGGGACCAUGUUUAGUCGGGAAUCACAUGGCUAUAUGUCCUGGAACCUGGAGGCACCAGCAUUUUCUCCACAUUAUCCCGGAAACCAAGGUCCUAUCUUCAUUACUCCUCGGGCUCAAACAACUUCCAACUGGCAUGCCCAAGCUAGGCAAGUUUCUCCAUGGCUGAUCCAUGCUCCUUACAGUGAAGCACCUCUUGUACCUUCAGCAACUAUUCCAAAGUCCUUGGCGCUGUCUGCUGCUCCACGGCUUCCUGCCCAUCGUUUUCAUUUGGAAGGGAAUGUGCUUGUGAUGAUACGUGGUGCUCCAGGGUCUGGCAAGUCAACUAUGGCAAGAGCCUUGUUAGAGCAUAACCCAGGUGGAAUUAUACUGAGCACUGAUGACUAUUUUACUCGCAAUGGAGAAUAUCGGUUUGACCCCACUGUUCUGGGAGAGGCCCAUGAGUGGAAUCAUAAACGAGCGAAGGACGCUUUUGAGAGAGGCAGUAAUCCCAUCAUCAUUGACAAUACCAACAUGCAGGGCUGGGAGAUGAAACCCUACGUGGCUCAGGCACUGAAACAUAGAUACAAAGUGUUGUUUCGAGAACCAGACACUUGGUGGAAGAACAAGCCCAGAGAACUGGAGAGACGUUCCUCACAUAGGGUGCCAGUGGAAACAAUUCGCCGCAUGCUUAAUGGAUAUGAGCGCUUUGUCACAGUCCAGUCUAUUAUGGGUUCACACAUGCCUGAGAGCAAACAGCGACUGCUCCUGGAGAACAAAAGCUCACAGCUGGUGUCCUCUGAAGCACCUUGCCCAGAUCUGGUAGGGGAACCUGGAUUAACUGAGGGCAGUAAAAAAUCCCGCUCUCAGCUGUGUUCCUCCCUGCCUGAUGUGUCAUCUAUUGGUCAAUUCAGUGAGGUGGGAAAGCUGGAAGAUGACACCUACAGAUCCACUGAGUCACUCAAUUUCCAACUUUCUGGAAGACCCACAGAAAAUGCUGAAAUAUCCAAUAGAGAUGAUGACCUGUAUCUUGGGGAAAUAGAUUGUGAGCUGAAUGCUCUUUUACAGAUGAAUAAUACAGUAGGAGAUGAAAGAAUCCCAGACUGUAUUGUGGAAUCGGUGAUGAAUGAAGAUCACAGAGGUGAUGAAAUACCUGUGGCUUUUUCACAAUCUAUUGGACAGAGGGUGAGGAGAGAAAGGCCCAGGAGGGUGUCUGGUUUUGACAGGAUGGAGCCUUCAGAUCUGGUGAAAGAUGCUAACCAAACGGAGAAUGAGAGAAUGGAGAGAGGUGAAACAAUUGAGAUUUUGAGAGAUGAGGAAGAAAGGGAAAUGAGUACAAUUCUGGACUUUGUAGGUGACUGGCCUUCCCAAGGAUCCCUUGAUCAGCGACAAAUAAGAAGAGAAAGGCACAAAGAAAGAAAUGCGAAGGAAAAUGACUGUGUGUCUCAAGAAGUAAAUGAACAUGAAAAGAAAAUGCAGUCUGGACCUGAUUUAUCAGAGUUUCAGAAGGCUCUUGAUAUAAUUCAGACAGGUGUAAGUGCAGUUGAGUCCAGCUCUACCCAUUCUUCUCCCCUCUCUUUGAAAUCUGAAGAGGAAAAAGAAGUGGAGGCAUGUGGCAGGACAGAGGACUCUGGGAGUGAAGAAAGAGAGCAAGACGUGAGUUGCGUUAAUAACAGCAGAGGUGAAUUGCCUGACUGUGUGUUAGACUGGAAGCUAGCUGACUCUUGUAGAGUCAGUGAGUCAAGAAUUGAUUAUGGAGAUGAAGAGGAACUAAAAAUGAAAAAGGAAGCAAGUAGUACACCAGAGGGGAAUGGCUAUGUGCCAGACAAUGGCAGAGAAACCAGCAGUAGUACAAAUGCUAUCUCAGCUGAGUCACUUGUUACCUUGACAACUCCAGAGAUAAGUAAAUACCAUGAUGCAGUAACAAGCCACAAUGAUGAAGGUGGUGUUUUUUCAGGUCCUGCUGAUUUAGACACUGAUAACUGUACGCCGGAUUGGAGAGAGACUGGAAUCAAGGGUGAUGGCAGCCAUAUUAGUGAGGUGUGUCAGAGUCUGAUAAGUGAAGGUUCUUUGGAAGCAGAAGGCACUGGCAGUACUGCCAGUGGAGCCUCUCAGGAGAGAAAGCAGCAGCGUCGUCGAUCAGGCAAGCAGUGCAAACUCGCCCUCACCUUCACUCAAAAUUGUCUUGGUGCUUCAUUGAAUACUAAUGAAUCCCACAAUACCACAGCUCACAACAUGGACAGUAGUCUGGAUAGCAUAAACAUAGACAUCACACCCAGCCUUAGUCCCAACUGUAACACCAGCCUAAACCUCAAACCAGACUUUGAGAUGUUCACCGAGUCCAAAUCUGACACACAGGUGCAACCUCCUUCACCCCCUCUUCCUCUAGAAGACGUAGGCUGCUUCACCCAGACAGAACCGCAAGACUUUGCCGUUCUUUGGCGUCUCAAUCGUCGAGAUAGCUGUGAUGAGAACAACCUUGGUGCACACAGCCAAUCCAGUGACUUCACUGUCCUGUAUAGCGACUCCUUUCGCUUUGUGCCGGCGCAGACCUCUGCAGAUUUUGCAGCAGUUGCAGUUCACCCCUUUAGCCACAAAGAAAUACUCUAUCGAGUGGCGCACGAGAAAGGCACACAAGUGGAGGAGAAGGAGCUUGGAGGAACUCACGACCGACUUGAAAGCUUAUGCAUUCUCAGCCGUCACUUUAAACUAGUUAGUUUUGAUACAUUAGAAGAUCUGUAUGACAAAUGCCAUCAGGACCUAGAAUGGACCACCAACCUGCUGCUGGACUCUGGGGAGCGGUUCUUUAAAGAUGAGGAUGGUGAGGAGGAGAGGGAGGAGCAGGAGGAUGAUGAUGGUGCUCAAAAUGAAGAUGACCAGGGCACAUCUGAUCUAUGUGGUGUUUUAGGAGAUGUAGAAACGAGCACAUAUCCUAAUGUGUCAAAUGAGUGCCACUCUAAAUACUUGGCAGAAGGAAGGCCAGCUGGAUUGGAAGAGGAAACUGAGCGGUCACCUUCUGCGGCACUUAGUGAGCCAAACGAGAGCUCCAAUCAUGUGGACUUACCAACUUAUGAAGAUGAAGCUGCUCCAGGUAGAAAAGGAAAUGAUCCUGAUACAACAUCAUGCUCUGAAACGGAUCUGCAGAAAGACACAAGAGAAAGUGAUGACACUGAACACAAAGUGAUAUCUGCACCUGACUCAGAAGGCGGAGCUUGUGGCUGGAGCGAAGAUGAUGAUAUGAACAGUGAAUAUUUCAGGGAUGAGAUUGCCAGCCUGGCUGAGGUUCAAAGUGUGGAGCUGAAACUUCCCACGGAGCUGGCAAUACAGCUAACUGAACUUUUUGGUCCUGUGGGAGUAGACCCAGCUUCAUGCUCCACUGACGACUAUGCAGUGCAGAUGGACCUGAACCUGGCUAAACUGCUCCACGAGAAGUGGAAGGAAACAAUUCAGGAAAGGCAUACCCAAGCAACACUUCCGUUCCACUUGCUUCAGGAAAGUCCAGACCACAGGGGUGAAUCACAGGUGGCCAAGCGAGGUUCACGAGAACAAUGCAGUCAGUUGCCAUUCAUGGACCACUGGAAUGCUUCCCCUCAGCGUGUGUCUCUAAGAGAUAUUAUAAAAGAGGAGCAGGCUUUACAGAAGAAUGUGGAGAGGACCAGACAAAGCAGUGCAGACCUCAAUCUGCGAGAUGGAUCUGCCAAGUUGAAAGAGAACAAACUGUUCUCCCUCUUUCCCAACAUUGACAGACAUUUCCUUCAGGACAUCUUUAGAGACCACAAUUACAACCUGACCCAGACUGAGCUGUUCCUUCGCUCUCUAUUGGAUGAACAACCUGUCAAGACAGUCGUCGCCCCGGAGGCUCCUCGGUCUGAUCACCACAGAGCAGCAAGCAAGGAGAGGGAAAAGAAGCAAAAACCUCCAGAGCGACCCCCUCCUAACUAUCAGGAUGUAGAGGACCCAGAAUAUGAUGACUUCAGGGCUGAGGCCUGCCUGCAGAGGAAGAGGCAGCUCGAGAACUUUGCCAAGGCUGCUGAGGCCUACAAACAAGGACGCAAAGAAGUGGCUUCAUUUUACGCACAGCAGGGACACUUACAUGGUCAGCAGAUGCGUGAUGCCAAUCACCGUGCAGCGGUUCAGAUCUUUGAGAGGGUUAACUCGUCACUGCUGCCCCAGAACAUUCUGGACCUCCAUGGGCUUCAUGUAGAUGAGGCUCUGCAGCACCUGGAUCAGGUCUUGGAGGAGAAAGUUACAGAUUGUGAGCAGGGUCUGUGUCGACCUCAGCUCUCUGUCAUCACAGGAAGAGGGAACCACAGCCAGGGGGGCGUGGCCCGCAUCCGCCCCGCCGUUAUAGACUACCUCACUAACAAACACUACAGGUUCACUGAGCCGAAGCCAGGCCUCGUGUUGGUCUCUUUGAAGUGAAAAGAGUCUGGUUUACUGGAUCCAAACUAAAGCUGCUAUGACGAACAACACUAUGUCUCUUAAACUCAUCCACAUUUACAGUAAUUAUGAUAUACAGUGAACGGUGUGUUACACUUGUUUCUUAGGUAGUCAGGUAUGAUACUUUUUUAUACUCAUCUCUCUUCUUAGACAUCCACAUAAAUUCCAGAAAUAUAAUCUUAAUUGUGAAUAUUGUGAAAUUGUUUUUAAUUGAACAUAGUUUUUCAUUUGUGUUCAUGAAACAGAGCUGCAUUGUUGUUAAACACAGCCAGGGUAUUUUUAUGCGUCUGCUAGAAUGUAUGUACAGUAUAUUUUAUAUUCAAAAUGAUUUAUACUGUGGUGUAAUUACAUUUAAAAGAUCCCUGCAUUUAGAUUGGUCCAUGUUGUUGUUCUUGAGAAUUCUAAACAGUUUGAUCUUUUUUGAAACACUUUUAGCAUUGCUUUAGGGAUUUUUCCAUCAUUGCAAAAUGUUUCACAUGAUCAAUUAAUUAACAUUAGUCACUCAUGCAAUUGUCAUAUUUUAGCCCAGUGCCAAAGGCCAAGAUAAACUGCUUAUACUGUACAUUUGUAUUUAAACUCAGGUAAUUUUAUUCCCAGCCUAUACUGGAUGCUUAAAACUCACCUUUGUCUUCCUCCCUGUGAUGCUUUUAUCAGUGGUACAACAGUAGUGUUGGCAGAUGUUAUUGGUUGUAUAUGACUUGUAAAGAGAAGAUUGUAUUUUUUUUAUAAGUAUUGUUAUUAUUCAUUUGUUCAAAUGGUUUUACUGAGAAAGCUAUGUUGUUGAAUAAAACGAUUUAUUUACUGUUUA
Messenger RNA from Solea senegalensis (Senegalese sole), 6284 nucleotides. It is a transcript of the gene n4bp2, whose product is annotated as NEDD4 binding protein 2. Lineage: Eukaryota; Metazoa; Chordata; Actinopteri; Pleuronectiformes; Soleidae. Gene Ontology annotation, molecular function: ubiquitin binding. Bases 167 to 5458 code for a protein of 1763 amino acids. The transcript is spliced from 16 exons. The record is from RefSeq and is a predicted model, not a curated record.